UCGCCUGGAACUGUCCCCAGAAGGGUGAUGUGCACAUGGUCUCGGCCACCAGCGAGAAACCCGCCGGACGACCCUAUGGGUUACUAACCACAGGCUGGGCAGAAGAGACGGGGGACUCACCCUCGACUCCGGUCACCGCUAACGGGCGAGACGCCAUCGCCCUGAUAGAUUCCGGAAGCGUGGUGACGCUGGUGCGACCGGAGUUCGCCCAGACCCCUCUCCUGGAAGACACACUGAGUGUCACGUGUAUACAUGGCGAGCACCGUCAGUACCCCACUACAAACAUCACGUUAAAAACAAUAAAGGGAACAUACUCGGGCACCGCCGGGGUCGUACCAGGCCUACCAGUAGCCGUGCUCAUCGGGCGGGACUUCCCCCUCUUCAGACAGCUGUGGCUGCGCCUGGCCAGGGGAGGGCCGCGGAAGGCCCGAGGGGGCCCCUCGGCCCCGCCUCCCAGGCAGCGCCACUCGGCACCCCGCCUCUGUGCGGUGCAGGACGUCGACCCCCAAGGCUCCACCGACCCCAUCUCAGAAGGAGAGUCCAGCACCGGGGAGGUAGUGGCGGAAGAGGAAGAGGGACCGGGGGAGACGAGGGAAGGGGAAAGGAACCCCCUCGAGGAAGAGGCAGACGCUUCCCCCAGCAGAGAGGAAGCCGACCAAUGGGACAUGUUCCCCUUCAACAACGACACCGACGUGGGCCCAAGGGCUGAGCCUCUAGCCGGGAGAUUCGGCUCUGCCCAGCUCGAGGAUGUCAACCUCACCAGCGCUCUGCAGCAAGUCUCUGUGAUCGACGGGCGACUCGUCGAAGGGGUCCGGGGCCGCGCAUGGGAACGCGGAUGCCAUGUCCCGGAGAGACGCCUUGGGGGGAUGGGCCGCCCCGCCCUCCCGGUUGGAGCUGAGGAGGGGGGUGUGUGGCAGCCAGCCACGGACGAGACCACGAGGGGAAGUAAGGGAUGGGAAAUACCGACUGUUCCCUGUACUUCCCCACUGCGGCCCAGAGAGGGAGCCAACGGAACACCGACAGCCAGACGACAAAAGUGAAAACACCUGGGGGUGAUUGGAGGCACGGGCCGGCAACCAAUCACCACCCGGUACGUGGCAGAUAAAAGACAGGACAGAAGCCCACAAGAGGAAAGUGGGGGAGACGACGAUACGCCCGAUUGAACUAAAACCUCUGGUAUUGGGAAAUAAAAGACUUUGCAUUUGAUGGUAAAUUGGGUGUGGACAGUUUAAUUAUUAUUUCUCAGUCACGGGGC
This is a messenger RNA of Pseudoliparis swirei, 1255 nucleotides long. RefSeq lists its product as uncharacterized. The transcript has 2 exons. Bases 36 to 1040 code for a protein of 334 amino acids. Lineage: Eukaryota; Metazoa; Chordata; Actinopteri; Perciformes; Liparidae. The record is from RefSeq and is a predicted model, not a curated record.